Molecule: messenger RNA, 1854 nt
Organism: Cooperia oncophora
Lineage: Eukaryota; Metazoa; Nematoda; Chromadorea; Rhabditida; Trichostrongylidae
Source: the annotation of a GenBank genome assembly
AUGACAGAUAGCAGUCACUCCUUUGCCCUCGUGAUGGCUUACAGUACCCCAGAAGGACAAUUUCCAUGGAGUCGACUUCCACGAGAGUUGCGAGUGAAAAUUCUGCAGAAUCUCUGCCGAAGUGAGCUCGACAGAUGUCUGCUUGUGAAUCGGGAAAUGUUCGAACUUAUCCGGUCUCAUGAGCGACUGAUGAAGAGGCGACUUUUGGAUAAACUGGUCACUAGAGAAUUCAAGAAAUCAAGAACAUUGAAAAGGAAACGAAUGGCGAGUAUUCAAGACGACGGCCGUUACCUUUCAAAGGUGUUCAGAAAUGCCAACAUUCGUCGCCUACAACUCGAAGAGGUAAGCCUGACGAGCGAUUUCCUUUCACCGAUCAGUUCCUGCCUGGUACAUGCGGGCUGUCGAGUACAAACACUGUCCAUCAGUCAAACAUCGACAAGCAAUCUGGCAAAUUCUUCGCUUUUUCGCUUUCUUCGCUCCAUCGCUCCAUCUGGAAUCGAACUGUGUCAAAUUUCGGAAAGCUUUCGUGAAAAGGUUACCUUAGAGAUUUUACAAUUCCUUGUGACGAGAGAACGUUUUGCUGUACACGAUACUGGUAUUGUUCCAAUAGAUGACCAUAUUCUUGAACAUAUCACUGCUUCUGAAUUCCUUAUCAGUGCUCCGAACCUGAUUACUGUCGAUGGUCUAAAGUCAUUUAUCGAGUCGCUCGAGAAGCGAAGCAUGAACGCUAUCCAUCGCAUGGUGUCAUCCAUAUUAGCGAAUCGACCUGUGCGUCGUUAUCGUAAGGCCGCUGGAAGUUCUGGUUCUGUUUUCAACGUUUACAGAUUCGGAGUUCCACCCUUUGUCCGCUAUCUCGACCAGGACACCACCUGCCUUUGGAGUUCCUUCCUUUCCUUGCUACUCAUUCCAAUGCCACAGAAACAUUCUCGAACCAAAAACCAAGUACAAGAAGAAGGAAAGAAAAAGGAUGACAAGAAAAACUCCGGAAAGAUCGAGUCACACACGAGCACUAUGGAGGCGAUUGAUGGUCUGUGCGACCUUCCACUCUCUCAAUCAAAGGACCCUUUUCCAUGGAAUUGUCUACCACGAGAGCUGCAGUUGAAAAUUCUCCAGUAUCUCGACCGAAGUGAUCUUGACGUAUUCAGAGCGUUCAGACCGAGAAGAUAUGAGCCAAUACGGCGGUCGAAUGGUCCAGUAGUGGGACAGCACCAUUUUACUACAUUCACUUCAUUCCUUCACUAUCACCUCAGAAAGGUGCUCAGAAAUGCUGACAUUUCCCAUCUGAAUAUCUUCUCGAUGCCCUUGACGUGCGAGUUUCUGUCAACAAUCAUAUCUUGUAUAGAAGAUGCGGGUUGCCGAGUAAACGAGUUGACCAUCGAGAAAACAUCGACAACCGGCCACCUGUCUGAUGUGCUUCUUCGAUUCUUUCACACCAUUGCUCCUGUCGACAUCUCUAUAGAAGAAAGCUACAGAAGCUUUCUUAACACUCUUACCCCAGAAGGUUUAGAGUUCAUUGUAACGAGACCAUCUUUCUCUAUAUCUGCUCUUCAACUAUCCUCCAUCAUCCCAAUAGACGACGAUGUUCUUGCAAACCUCACUGCUACUAGAUUCUGGAUCGAUGCUCCGAAUAUGAUCACCAGUAAUGGCCUCAAAUCAUUUCUCCAGCGUGUGAUAAGUGGAGAACUGACGGUGAGACGCGGAUCAAUUAGCACCCACUUGCAUCUGUACGACGUUCCAUUCCCGGCGUUUACAAAUUCAAAUAUGGUAAUUGUAUUGAGCAGAUUUGAUCUGGGAUACGUCUUGAAUAACAUCGAGAUCAUCCCAGUCGAGGAAGCAGAAUUGAGACGAAUCUAA